UAAAAAUUUGACAGACGAUUGACUGCUCACAAAUGACUAGCUAGUCAUCACUCCAGUAUGUUUCUAAAGCAUCUUUACAAGUCUGCAUUUGUUCCUAGAGGUAUAACUCCACAGUAUACAAGUAUAAGAUCCUUAUUUAUUGCAUCUAUAGGAAAUCCCGAGCCAGAAUACGAGGGUACAAGACAUAAUGUAGGUCAUAGAUUGAUGGAUCAAUUGAUCAAUAUCUAUUGGAAAGACCAGUUAGAGAAGGUAGGAGAAGACUACUAUAGAUUGAAAAGAACCCCACAUGUAGUAUUGUACAAAUCUAAUGAUUCGUUCAUGAACUUACAGGGUUAUGCCAUCGUUAAACACUAUCAACAAUUCAGAAAUCAGGGUAGUGAAAUACUAUUUUUGCAUGAUGACGUUCAAGUCCAAUUAGGUAAAUACCAAUUCAGGCGUCCGACUCGUUCUCACAGAGGUCAUAAUGGAUUAAAAUCAAUAGAAAUGUAUAUGGGAAAUGCAUAUAGAAAUAUAGCUAUUGGAAUAGGCAGACCCCAAGAUACGAAGCUUGCUCUACUGGAGUAUGUUCUAGAGAAGUUUACAGAAAAAGAACUUGAAAUAAUUGACUUUGAUGUCCUACCUAAAUGUGUAAAAGAGUUAGAAACCUACCUAGUGGGCGAACCUACCCCGUUGAAGUAAAACAGGAGAGCUCUAGUCAAGCCAAAUGACUCAUGUGUCACAAAUAACUAUAUCAAUAUUAUUAGUAUUUGUAUUACUUACACUAUUACUACUAUUUAUACUAUUACUCAUUGUAACACCAUCACUGUAUAUAGCCAUAGACUUCGUGUACAUACACUACCUGUAAUUAGCUGAAUAUAAAACUUGUAACUCUCUACCAGUAUACCACUCACAUCUCACCCAACCUGCAAUUGAUGCCCCGUUAGCGCUCCGAGGGAACAAAAAUUGAUUAGUACCUGUUAGUGUUUUUUCUUUUUUUGGUAUGGCUUAUAGCCCAUGACAAACUAGUGGCCUAGCAGGAAUAAAGAGCGUAUAGAGCAGGAUGGAGUUCAAUCUAGUGCUAACGGCUGAAAGAUCAGUGGUAAGAGAAUCUUUGAAAGGUAAGUAACUUUUUACAGUUUAUUUGUUUAUGUACUAUGACACGCAUACUAACUGAAAUCUGAU
Molecule: messenger RNA, 1161 nt
Organism: Scheffersomyces amazonensis
Lineage: Eukaryota; Fungi; Ascomycota; Pichiomycetes; Serinales; Debaryomycetaceae
Product: aminoacyl-tRNA hydrolase
Exons: 1
Coding region: 58-678 (206 amino acids)
Molecular function (GO): peptidyl-tRNA hydrolase activity
Source: RefSeq, a predicted model, not a curated record